CGGAGCCCCACCACAGAAGACAAAGAGCAAGGAAGGGACAGUCCUGCUGAGGAGGCUGCAGCAUGAACCCACGGAUCAGAGACCCGAUGAACCGAAUGUAUCCAAAGACAUUCUGCCAAAACUUUGAAAAAGAACCCUGCCCCUCUAAUCAGAACAGCUCCUGGCUGUGCUUUGAGGUGGAAACGAAAAACUCAGCUGUCUUCUUCCACAGAGGGGUGUUUCGAAACCAGGGCCCUGUCAAGACUCCUUGCCAUGCAGAAGAAUGUUUCCUGACUUGGAUCCAAGGGGUACUGCCCCCUGACCACCACUACCAUGUCACCUGGUAUGUAUCCAGGGGUCCCUGCGCCAACUGUGCAAAUCUUAUUGUUCACUUUCUGGCCAUGCACAGAAGGGUGACCCUGACCAUCUUUGCUGCCCACCUCAACUUCUUCUGGGAAUCAGAUUUCCAGCAAGGGCUUCUCAGGAUGGAUCAGGAAGGGGUCCAGCUGCACAUCAUGGGUUAUGAAGAAUUUGAAUACUGUUGGGACAACUUUGUGUACAACCAGAGAAAGCAAUUUGUGCCUUGGAAUGGAUUGAAUGAAAAUUAUGAGUUCAUGGUUUCCACGCUGGAGGACAUUCUCAGAAGCCCUUUGGAUAGGAUACGUCAAAAAGACUUCAGCAUCCACUUUCGGAACUCUCUGUGGCUUGAUGACAAAAGUACCUGGCUGUGCUUUGAGGUGAAAAGAACCAAGUCACCUGUCCCCCUCUACAGAGGAGUCUUUCGAAACCAGAGCCCUCCCAAGACUCCUUGCCAUGCAGAAGUACGCUUCUUCACUUGGCUUCAGGAUCUGCCCCCUGACUUCUGCUGCCAAUUCACUUGGUACUUAUCCUGGAGUCCCUGUGCUGACUGUGCAGAUCUUGUGGCUAAUUUUCUGGCCAAACACAGAAAUGUGAGCCUGACCAUUUUCGUUGCCCGCCUCUACUACUAUCGUGACCCAGAAAUGCAUAGGGGACUUCGCAGGAUGUAUCAAGAAGGGGCCAAUGUGGACAUCAUGUCUGUUAUAGAAUUUGAAUACUGUUGGGACAACUUUGUGUACAACCAGGGAAAGCAAUUCGUGCCUUGGAAUGGAUUGAAUGAAAAUUAUGAAUUCCUGGUCCCCAGGCUGCAGGAGAUUCUCGAGCAGAUGGACCCACUGGUCCAGCAACAUGCUUUGGCGACCACCAAGAGACCAUCAGCUGGGCAGCAGGCAUCAGGGAUACCCACAAGCCGUGUGGAGGCUGGAGUCCUGCAUUUGGUACCCCACCUGGUUUCCCUUUGCCUUAGUGAAGCAAUGCCAGAGCAUGUGAAUUCUCGCAAGGUUUUGAGGACAAGUGACUCCCGAAAACAUCUUCUAAAGCAGAGCGCAUCACGGGCUCAGGGGGAGCCAUCAAGGGGAGCCAUCAGGGCAGACUCGAGUAAAUCUGGAGCAGAGACGCACCACGUCUACACCAGUUUCAUUUUCAGUUGCUCCUCCUCCAAUCCCUGUACAGACACCUCCAGUUACAGUUCAGGCAGCUGUUCUGCCAUCGCAGUCUCAGAAUCCUGUGCCAACACCACAGCCGUCUCAGCCAUUAGUAUCCUCACCAUACCAUUGUCCUCCACCAGCUCCCUUAGUUGCAGAACUCAGGGCACAGGGUACAGGGCUUGCAGGUCCCACCAGUAACCUGUUACUACAAUGAAUAGACCUUUGGUGCCAGCUAGUGGCCCAUUAACAUCUACAUUCCCCAGCUAUCAAGGGACAUUAUUAAGUAGAGCAGUAGCACAGGCUAGGGCCAGAGGGGAUUUGGAUGCGUGGCAGGCUCCUGUAAUUCUUCAGAUAAGACAAUCAGGUGAGACAGCAGGCAGGUGAGCAGGAAAGUUUUCCAUUUAAAUUUCUGGGAAAAAAAAAAUUU
Molecule: messenger RNA, 1911 nt
Organism: Otolemur garnettii (small-eared galago)
Lineage: Eukaryota; Metazoa; Chordata; Mammalia; Primates; Galagidae
Product: DNA dC->dU-editing enzyme APOBEC-3F-like
Exons: 10
Coding region: 63-1682 (539 amino acids)
Biological process (GO): DNA cytosine deamination; cytidine to uridine editing; negative regulation of single stranded viral RNA replication via double stranded DNA intermediate
Cellular component (GO): nucleus; cytoplasm; P-body
Molecular function (GO): cytidine deaminase activity; zinc ion binding; RNA binding
Source: RefSeq, a predicted model, not a curated record